This is a messenger RNA of Cotesia glomerata, 2447 nucleotides long. RefSeq lists its product as uncharacterized. Gene Ontology annotation, cellular component: mitochondrion. Lineage: Eukaryota; Metazoa; Arthropoda; Insecta; Hymenoptera; Braconidae. Gene Ontology annotation, biological process: mitochondrial respiratory chain complex I assembly. The record is from RefSeq and is a predicted model, not a curated record. The transcript has 5 exons. Bases 121 to 819 code for a protein of 232 amino acids.
AAAGAUGCGCGCAAGUUUAUAAUUUAUACAUAACCGCUGUUGUGUAAAUUGUUUUUCAAAAAAGUGAGGUUAUGCAAAUAUUUUUGGAUGGUUUUUAAUUAAUUUCAUAUUUUAUAUACAAUGGCAUUACAACCUUCUAUUGGAAGUGUACCCCCAGGUGCGAUCCAAGUUGACAGAAAUGAGGCCGCUGCUUAUCAGUACCGGCAAAUUAAAGAAUGGCCUCACUUUCGUGAUGUAUGGCCGUUCAAAGUCGGAGUUCCAUUACUCGCUGGCUUAGCCGCUUGCUCAGCGUUGGUGAUAAAUCGCCAUUUCAGAAUAAAAGUUAAAUUACGAAACCAGGGUGUGAUAGCAACUCAGAUUACUAGUGCAACGGGUGCAGUAAUUUUUGCAACGGCUCCACAUAUUGCAGUAAUAUUUUAUUUAUUCAUGAUAGUAAAAUUCGUAAUGCAGGACUUGUUUUUAAAUACAACACCAUGUCCACUUUGUGUUGAAACAAGAGCAACUUUUAUUCAAACUGGAGCUGCAAUCAUAUAUCCUAGUAUUGCUGCACCUCUGGCUAAUUUUUUUCUAGCAUCAAGAAUUGGAACUUACCGACUACCCUACUUUGCUGACGGGAAAGAAAUUUUUAAAUUAUGGAUUAAAUUCAUGAAACCACUCCAUAUAAAAUUAGUUAUACUGACGGCUGUUAAUAUUUUGGCUGCUGGUUUUAUUACGUAUAAAGAAGCAAUGUCAAUACAAAGAGUUAGAAUAAAAUUGAUAAAGUUUGCUGAACAGUUACAUAAAGAAGAAAGUGUAAAGUUACAGAAACUCAAGCAAUAAAUUUUUUCUAUUAUUGUUAUUUAGUUAUUAUUAAUGAUAAUGACUUAAAGUAAUUUUUGUUUAAUGCAUUUUAGAAUAAAAAAUUUUUUGAAUUUAUUUACUCAUCAACACAGUGUUUAUUUGCACUUAAUUUUUUGUUAAUAUCAUAUAUUUUAAUUUUGUUUUUAAACUAAAGUUCACAUUUAAAUAAUUGAAAUCUCACAUAUAGGCACAAUAUAUUUCGUCGUAUAAUCAAUUAUAAUUUUUUACUAAUCAUUAUAUUUAAUACAUCAAAUCAGAUGGAUCUAAACACUUUAUUUAAUUAUUGAGACUAUAAACCUUAAAUUUUUUUUAAAGGCGUAUUUAUAACUAGUAAAUAAAUCCAUUGAAAUUAAUUUUCAGUUGAUUCAAUUCUACUCGCAUAUUGCAAUAAUCAAUAUUUUCACUCAAUUACAAGAAUUAAAUUAUCGAGUAAUAACAUUACUUGACAUCAACCUUACUGAGGACGUAUCAAUAUAUUUAUCAUAAAAUAAUGUAAUAUUUUUUUUUUAAUUAUUACAUUAUUAUAAUUGAUCUCUUUUGUACUUGAAUAACAAAUUUUUCCCUUAAAAAUAAAGUAAGUUUUAACCAUUAAUUAUUUAACAUGGUUUUUUUUAUCAACAAAAUCUUGACUUAGAAUAUUUAUAUAACGAACAUAUUUUCUUUGAAACCAAUAGCUACUGUCGCUUGUCAAAGAAGAAAUGUAUGAAUUUGCUAAGUAUGUGAAAAAUGUUAUUAUCGUUAUAAAAGUUCUUUUUUUUUUCCUUCAUACAAAAAUAUUCUGUUAAUUGCUAAAGUUAAUACAAAUAUUGUAGAAUUCAAUUAUUAUUGUACAAUAAAUAUAUUUUGUUGUUAUUUUUACGUACUAAUAAUUAAAUUAAAAUAUUUAUUAGACUUAAUAUUUGAACAGAAUAGAAUCAAUAUUAAUUCAAGAAUUUUUUAUAAGAUUAAAUACGCCAAAAACAAACAAACUAGUCUUACAAUAUAGAUUAUUACAUAAGCAAACAAUGGAUAUGAAUAUUCCAAUAAAGCCCAUUAAUUUUUUGUAAAAAUUGAUCAAAGAUAAACAUUUGCUGAAAGUUUGUAAAAUUUUAAAUAUUUAGUUUGAAAAAAAAAAUGAAUUAUAUUACUUCAAAUUCGAUAUUUAUUUGAAGGUAAAAAAUUAUUUCAACACAGACAGCGAUUGGAAGUUUGAUAUUGAUAAUCUAUAACAAUUAUAAAUUUACGACACACUUUUUGAGCUAAUGAAGUUGAAUUAAUAACAUCUGAAUGGAAUUUCAACUAAAUUGCACUAUUUAAAUAUUAAAUAACAAUUUUAUCAAGCAUUGGCAGUUAAUUGGGCGCUUUUUAUAAAUGAUUUAGACUUUAUUGCUUAUCUGAAAUCAUAAAUCGAGAUCUCAACAAUUAAUAAAAUUAGCUAUAAGUAACGAUUACAAGUUUUUUUUUUUUAUUUCGCUCUAAUUAAAUCUAAUAUUGAUUAAUAAUUGAUAAUAUUAAUUAUACUAAUACGGCAGUGAAAAAAAUAUCAGCAAAAAAGCUGAAUGGGCAGAAAGCUGCUCUAAGUAAAUGAAAGCAAAAAGUUUAUGAAAGGCAAUAUUGAUAUUUAAAUA